GAAUAAAAAUCUAUAUCAUCCAUAUUAAAAGUGUACAAGCGUGUGUAAUAUAAAUAGUAAGGUAAGAGAAAAGAAUAUAUAUAGUAUGUAUAUAUUGUAUACAAGACGGAAGAGUUUGUCGUUAGUGGUGGGGAUAGAUUAAGUGGGUAGAGAGGGGAGACUCGAGAUAUUCGGAUAGGUAGUAGGAGGACAAACGGUUUAGUAGAGAGUCGGACGUCCGUCGUGGUACGUCGUUUCUGCUUUGUCUCUCGCGUUUCUUUUUCUGUUUUUAUUUCUCACACUUUUUCUCUACACACAUACACACAUUCUCUCUCUCUCUCUCUCUCUCUCUCUCUCUCUCUCUCUCUCUCCCUUUUUCUCUUUCUAUAAUUUUUUAUUAAUUUUCGAUUACGUACGAAUUGUUUCCGUUCACUCGCAUACAUAUACAAACAUUAUCCGUCACCCACUCAUUAUUGCACGUAAAGAAGAAAAGGAUCGAAUUUUUGGAACAAUUUAUCUGCGUGUGCGUGUGCGUCCUGCGUGCAUUUGCAUCGUGUCGCGUCGUCGAGGAUGUGAAAAAAUAAAAAUAAAAAAAAGAAAGAAAGAAAAGGAAGAACAAAACUCGAAUUUGUUAUUUUUCAAUUCCAUGUGAACUAUAGAAGUGAUAUUAUUCUUUUCCAGGGAUGGUGGAAAAGGGUGGGAAAGAAAGAAAGAAAGAAAGAAAGAAAGAUAUAAAUAAAUAAAUAAAAAGAAAAAUGAAUUAAAAAUACGAAAAACGAACAAUAAGAAAGAAGAUAAACUAUCGUGGAGAAACAUUAUGAAAGAAUUUGAUUUAACGUUAAACGUAGCAUUAACGUAAGAAAAAUAAUAAUAUUGUCUUUAGAGAUUAGAGAUUAGAGUAUAGUAGUUCUCUUCUUAAUGACUCUUAUUCGUGAAUAAAUAGAUGUGUGUAAAACGAUCGAUUGAUCGUUUCCAGAGGCCAACGACUUUUUGCGAAGACGAUGAAGAGAACGACGAUAGGUAACGUCGUCGUAAAAGACGACAUUGUAACGCGUACGAGAAAUACACAGUUUGCGUGAUCAAGGUGUUGUGUGAAUUUUUGAUCAACUCUAUGAAUGUAUCUGUGCCCUAUGUAUGUAUAUAUAUAUAUAUAUAUAUACAUAGAUGGUACGUAUAGUUUUCCUUCUCCGUCGUUGUCAUUGUUAGUAUCGUAGUCCGUUGUCAGACGUAGUCGUAUCUCUUCUUCUUCUUCAUUUCUUUUCUCAUACACACAGACAAAACUAUUCAGUCAUUUAAGAUGCAGGAUGCACAAGAGCGAGAAUGGCGUAAGGCGUCGCAUUUAAAAUCAUCCUAUCUCGUGGAAAUGGAAAGAAAGGGAAGAAUUUAAAAUUUAUUUAUAUAUUUGUUCGUUAGAAUUUUUAUUUUCUUUUUUUUUUAUCUUUUUCUAUUUUUGCUUUUCUAUUUUUACCUUUUUUCUAUUUCUUUUUUUUUUUUUUUUUUUUCGAAAUCGUUCGUAUCCAACAUUUUCGAAAUCGUUCGUAUCCAACAUUGAUUAACAUCUUUCGUUUCUUUCAUCUUUCGUUUAGUUGUAAAUUUUUUUUUUUAUUUUAUUCCAAGUCAAAUUUAACGAUCGUACACAAAUUACGCGUACGUAACGAUUUUAUUAUUUUUAUUAUUAUUAAUUAUCAUGUCGCAAGAAGAUUCGUUAAUCGAAUUUUUGUAAAUCAAUAGUGUAAACGUAUAAAUAGUUUCUAUGAUGCGAUUAAUAAAUCCUAUUUUGCUUUAGAGAAUAUUACAAAAUGUUUUAAGAUCGAAUCGUAAAAGGAAGAAAACACGCACGCAAUCACGUAUUAUACAUUUACACAUAUACAUACACAAACAUAUACUCAUAUAUAUAUAUAUACAUCACAUAUAAAUGGGCGUAUAUGCGCGAGCAAGAAAAACACGACGACCAUAAACGUCGUACAUACAUAAGAUUAAUUAAAUCUUGCCAGUGUUAAUGCGUAGAUCGUGCUAACGUGAUCCACGAUCCGCGACGCUUACGUAACGUCGACGAAGCUAGUUUCAUCCGGAAGUAGAAGGACCACUUCGAGCGUGAACUCGGAAACGAUCGAUUUUCUUAACCUUAUCUAGCUCUGCUCUUUUUCGUUUCGACAAAUAAAAUAUCCGAUCGAAAUCUACGAAGCAAGAAGUCCGGAUAUGUGCGAACUGAUGGCGGCUACCCGGUGACCGAGAAACGCGAUUGCAACGCGUGCAACGAACGAAUCGAAAAAACGCUUGAAGAAAUAAAGAGAGAUAGAGAUACAUAGAUACAUAACUAGAUAGAUAGAUAGAUAGAUAGAUAGAUAGAUAGGAAUAGUUAUAGAGAUAGAGAGAAGUGAGAAAAAAGAGAGAGAAAAAGAGAGAGAGAAGAAAAGAAGGAAGAAAGAAGGUGGGCGAACGAUAAGAGGAACAACGUGUGAAAAAUGGCUUUAAUAGCUCCAAGAAACAGCUCUCCAGUUGUACGCGACAAGGAGAAUAUUCCGGCCUACGAUAUAAAGCUUGAACGAGUCCUGGGUGUAACCGUAUCAAGCAAUGCAGCUCUGGAUUGCGACGCUACGAGCGAGUUGGUCGCCUAUCCUGCCGGGUGUACCGUCGUACUCUUCAAUCCUCGAAGGAAUACGCAAGCGCACGUGCUCAAUGCUUGCCGGAAGACCGUGACUUCUUUGGCUCUUGCCGGAGACGGAAGACUUUUGGCUACCGGCGAAUGCGGACACAUGCCGAAUGUUCGGGUCUGGGAUAUAUCCGAUCCGCACAAUGCGGUACAAAUUGCCGAAUUUUCCGGGCACAAGUAUGGCAUCAAUUGUGUGGCUUUCUCACCAAGCAACAAGUAUGUGGUUUCGGUCGGUUCUCAGCACGACAUGAUAGUAAACGUUUGGGAUUGGAAGAAUAACGUCAAGGUUGCUUCUAACAAAGUCUCGAGCAAAGUCAAGGCAGUGUGUUUCGCUGAAAAUGGUAAUUAUUUCGUCACCGUAGGCAACCGACACGUGAAGUUUUGGUACCUGGAAUAUUCGCGUAGUGCCAAGUACAAGGAACCCGUGCCUUUGAUGGGCCGAUCAGCUAUAUUAGGUGUUCAACGAAACAACGAUUUCGUCGAUGUAGCCUGCGGCAGAGGAGAAAUGGCGGAUUCGACAUACGCCAUUACAAAAACCGGUCUCCUAUGCGAAUUCAAUAAUCGAAGGCUCUUGGACAAAUGGGUCGAGCUUCGGACGAGCAGCGCGAAUUGCAUGGCGGUUGGUGAUAAAUAUAUUUUUAUUGGUUGUGCCGAGGGUAUCGUCAGGUGUUUCAGUCCCAAUACGCUGGAGUUUAUCACGACUUUACCCAGAACACAUUAUUUAGGAGUUGACGUAGCCCAGGGAUUGUCGAUAAGUCAUAUGUCUCAGCACCCAGCUAACGCAAGGUAUCCGGAUGCUAUAGCAUUAGCUUUCGACGAACGUAACAAUAAAUUAACAUGCGUCUACAACGAUCAUAGUAUUUAUGUUUGGGAUGUAAGGGAUAUAAGGAGGGUUGGUAAAUCCCAUUCUUUUCUCUAUCAUUCCGCAUGCAUAUGGGGUGUUGAGAUGUAUCCAACAGGAACGGACUCGAUAGGAUCUAUGCCGGCUGGUAGUUUUAUCACUUGUUCCAGCGACGAUACCAUUCGCGUUUGGAAUCUGGAGAAAGAUGUAUUCUCGAAUGAUACAUUGUACAAAAGGAACAUAUAUAGUAGCGAAUUGUUAAAAGUCCUUUACGUGGAUCCAGAAUUAACGUAUCUUAAGGAUUUGGAUUUAGCUGCUGCCGGAUCGACCGAAAAAAGUGAUGCUUCUUACGACGGUCGUAAUGGCGUAAGAUCGAUAAGAGUCAGUCCUGAUGGAAAACAUCUUGCGUCUGGCGAUAGAUCGGGAAAUAUACGUAUCCAUGACGUUUCCACCCUGGAAGAAUUGUGUUUAAUAGAGGCUCACGACGCGGAAGUACUUUGUCUCGAAUAUUCGAGGUUUUCGCAAUAUUCUGUUGAAACGCCAAGACUUUUGGCAAGUGCUUCGAGGGAUCGAUUAAUUCAUGUAUUCAGCGUCGAUCAGGAUUACAAUUUUUCACAAACCUUGGACGAUCAUAGCUCGUCGAUUACCGCCGUGAGAUUUUUUAAUCAAACUAAUCAAAGUAAUCAGCUACAAAUGGUGUCUUGCGGGGCUGACAAGAGUAUCAUCUUUAGGCAAUUGCAAUCCACACCAGGCGGAAUGCCACAAUUCGCCAGAGGUCAUAACGCUCAGGGAAAGACAACGUUAUACGAUAUGGAAGUGGAUUCUGGACAAAAACAUGUUUUAACUGCCUGCCAAGAUAGAAAUAUUAGGGUUUAUAAUGUAACUACCGGGAAGCACAGUAAAACGUUCAAAGGAUCCGUCGGCGAAGAUGGAUCCCUCAUUAAAGUUGUCUUAGAUUCGUCAGGAAUUUACGUAGCUACCUCAUGUACAGACAAGACAUUAUGUGUUUACGAUUAUUAUAGUGGUGAAUGUAUGGCAACCAUGCUCGGUCAUUCAGAAUUAGUGACGGGAUUGCGUUUUAGCUCGGACUGUCGUCACCUCGUUUCUGCGAGUGGUGACGGUUGCAUAUUUGUUUGGCGUGUGCCUCAUGAUAUGGUUGUGACGAUGCAAGCGCGUCUCGCUCAACAGGCAAUGCGUGCUGGAAAAAGGCCACCACAAGUCAAUGGCAGUGGAAUUGAAAUACAGUUAGAUAAUGAAACGUUUGGAUCACCGCCACCAGAAUUUCUUGAUCCAAACGCAAAUCCUGCCCCUCAAAAUGUUGGUGUCGAUUAUAGAUUUAGCGUUGGUCAAUUACCUCUCUGGGCGAAGAAACAAAUUAAUACGACGACCGUCGAAGAAACAACGACGGUUGGUUCGACCGUUCGACCACUUAGCGUAGAUUUACCGAAAGGAAGAUGGGCGCAAAGGGUACAACAAGGUGAUGGUAUUACCGUCAAAUCCGUUUACGAUAGCGAUGAGGUCAUACCCUUUCCUCCUCCUCGUGGAAGCGUCGAUUCUGAUGGAGGUGGAGGAGGUGGUGGUUCAAAGGACAGUUCUAUCGACAGCGGUACCGAAACCAAAUGCAGUAGCGAUUAUCGUCGUGAUACUAUCAUUCUCAAAAGGGAAGAGGAAGAAAGUGUAUUUCAACCAUGUCCAGAUAGUUACAGAGAAUUAACCAAUGAAACAAAACAGGUGAUCGGUGGUAACGUGACGAUUGCUAGAGGUAACAAUAUCACGGAAGUGACACGUCAAUCAAGAAGUCGUCAUCACACUGAUGAUAGCAGUCUUGGGAGUUUUAAAUUCGAGGAUCAUGAAAGUACGGAACAUGAUGGUGACGUAGAAGAUUAUUCCGAGGGAGAAAAUGGUACGACUGGUUCAGAGAAAUCACAUCAUAGAUUAAUGUAUUAUCCACCACAGGAGGAUACUGUAUCGAAUCAGUUUACAGUAAAUGCGAUGGACGUUGAAGAACUUCGAAGAUCUCAAAGGCGGCAGAAAAAGCCAAGAAAUACAGAAAGUGGACGAACGAGCGAAUUAACUGCAUCCGGUAGCCAAGAUGAUUCUGAUUCGGAAGGUGGAGCGUCAACGCCAAGUGCCGAAAGAAAUCCAUUAUCAAUGUUAUCAGAAGCAAGCUCGGAGGGUUUCGAUCAAAUUACGAAACAAAGUCAUCGCGAGAAAUAUUUAAAAAAUGCAUUCGAGUCUCUUAGCGGCGCCGAAGAACCAACAAAUCGUGUAAAAACAACCAGUAUUAGUUCUCAAUUUCAUGGAAGGGUAAAUAAUGGUUCAGAAAGUAACAAUAGCAACAAAGUACGUAAUGCAGCGGUAGUAAAUGCAACGAAACAUGCCAGGGGUGAUGCGGAUAUUGUUAAGAAACGAGAGGAAUUACAAAGAAGAAUAGAAGAGACCAGAAGAAAGCUGCAAAGCGUCGGGUACAGAUCAUCCUUAAAAAGCAGCCAGAGCAUUUCUGAUUUAAGCAGCCAUAUACCAGAGAAACAUCAUCGUUCAAGUAGACUUAACACAGGUAACAAAUUGGGUGAACAAAACAAAUUUUCAAAGCCAAUUAAUCCUUGCAAACCUAUGCCAAAUCCAAAACCCGCGUUUAAACCGCAACAACUCAUUAACAAAGUCCAAGGUGUUGGGAAUGCUUUGUCUAAAUCAGAUAUGUCAAAUGAACAGUGCAGCUUAAAUAAUGAUAAUAAUAAAACAACAUCGUGUGUAAGUGAAAAGACAAUACCAUCUCUUAACCGUCCACUAACACUUACAUUAAAGAAAACUGAAAAGUAUAAGCUGUCAUUGAAUAAGCCCAAUCAAUCAUUACCCGAAUCUCCUGUAUGCGAGGAAUUAAAACUGUUGAAGGAACAUUGUAAGAAAAACGUUAGUCGUUUCGCAAGAUUUGCACAAAAGAGAAGAUCCUGUAGUUAUUUUAUCGGUCUCGACGAUAACGAGGAAGAAAUGGAAAAUCUGGCAAAGUCGUUUGAGAGUUUGCCAGCAAUGAACGAACGUAAUAUUGAAAAUUUGAAGCAAACGAUUGACGACGGUGACGAUGGUAAUGGAAAUUUCAGCGAUGAUUCAUUGGAAGGCGAUUUCAAAAAUCCACCGCGACGUUGCGUUAGCGAUUAUCAAAUUAACAUACAUAUGGACAGUAGUAGUCAUGUAGAUAAUAAAAGUUAUCCAAAUUAUCAGGCUUAUCAAAGGAGAAUUUUAACAGGUUCGCAAGAAAGUAUAUUGUCGGAUGCUUCGGUCGAAUCAUUUUCAAAAGGUAGCGCCGAAAUAUUGGAUUGUAAUAACUACGAUCAUGACAGGCACUCCAGCGCAAGUUUUUUCUUAUCGAAACGUAAAACACAAGUUGGAAGAAGUCAGGAGAGCAUAUUAACUGACGAAUCGGAUUAUCAAAUGUUUCCAUUACAGAAGAACGUUGAUCAUAGAAGUACAGAAAGCGUUUUAACGGAUGACUCGGAUUCGUUGGUUAAAUCGGCACCGUUAGAAAUGUUAUUUGAUUCACAUUACAAAAGAAAACGACAAAAUUCCGAAACGUACAGUGGAAAUCCUAACAACGAAAUCGAAACUACAAACAAUACACAAACAUCAACGGAUGAUACCACUUUGUGCAGGGCUGUAUUUAGAUCAAAAUCCCUUCAAGAUACAAGAAUGUGUAAAGCUAAAAAUGAUAUUAAUUUUAGCGAGGAUAACGCCCAACCAGCUACGUGUAUAUAUUAUGAAUUCAAUUUUGAUAAUGAUAAUGAAAAAAAUUCGGAUAUUAGAAUAAUGGCCAAUUCCGAUACAAUAUCAAGAAGCAACAGUUUAAAAGUAUCAAAGGAGCCACAUUCAAUGUUGAUAUUAAACGACUUCGUGGCGCAUAAACCACCAAAACCAAAGAGAAAUUCAUCGCGUACCCAAAGUAUGCGUAACAGAGCAAGACCAGCAUGGAAUAAAUAUAACAUGGACUCGUCAUCGUCACAAUCGACAAUACAAAACAUCGAACCGAUUAAUUAUUCCGCGACUUUACCGGCCAACUUAUCUCAUUUAAGUUAUAAAACAAGGAACGACGAGGAUUCUUCUAAACAAAAUCGAAAGGACGGCGAUGCCAAUUCAAAAAGAUUCGAAGAAUUUUUACAAUCCGCUAAAUAUUCAUUGCAAGCUACGAACGACGAAACGAAUGAUAGAAAUAUAUUUUUCAAUCAACAAACGCGUUUAACAGAUAAGAAGAUAAACAUAGGAGGAAUACCACCGUACAAUCCUGAAAAUACUUUGGAUAGAUACAAACGACAGAAUGUUAAUGAAUCUUCUCGUAUAAUGUCCAACGAGGAAGAUAAUGCCAGUCACGAAAGGGACAACAUAUGUUCUUUUGAAAAUCAAAUACCAACGAAGGAUACAAUGGAAACUUAUGACUCUUUAGAACCCAAUGUUACAUCAUCUAUCGAUUUACAUGGAACCCAACUCGAAUCAAACAAUUCCAAUUUACAAUCAACGAACGCGCGCAUUGAUAAUUUGGAUGCUAGCGUUGACGUUAGGAUAACACGUGCCAUAGAAGGAACCGUUAAAUUAUUAUCCAAAGAGUUUGAGAAUUUAGUUAGAAGGGAACAAUACUUUAUGAAGGAAAAAUGUUUGCGUUUAACUCAUUGUCCCGAAACAAGUGAAAACUUUGCCAAGCUUGAGGCCGAACGUGACAGUAGAUAUUGCACUAUUAGACGUGACAUACGUAUUCAUUCCGGUGGCGAGGAUAGCGAUUGCGCCGAUAUAUCAACGAUGGAUAAAUCAUUGAUGGAAAGUGGUUCCUCUACGUCAGCAUCGAGUUGCACGAAUUCCCCUAAACGGAUGUGGCCACCUGCAUCACGAUGUCAGAGUCACAUGAAGUGGACAAAAACUUUACCCACUAUUAAUCAAGCAACUAUUCCCACGAAACAUCUUUAUGCAGUUGGCAGUAAUGGGGGGCGAAUCUCGUCAAAAGUUAUUGACAGUGAAGAAGAGGGGAGUGGCAUGAGACGUGCCUGUUCAUUAAGUGAUCUUUCUGUCAGCCCAUCAAAUAGAUUACUGCAUGGUCCUGUACAAGUUUCAGGAAAAGUAAAUACUAAAAAUAUUAGUACAUCGUCAAGAGGUAAUUCUGGGAAUAUAAAUAUUGGCAAUCAGUUAAGACAUUCAACCACGAAAAAUCAUUCAAAUCACAUGACAAGAAGUAGUAGCGUCGGUGUAUUAAAUCAGAGUGAUUCAGAAUCUGAUGCUGGUGUAUCAGUAGGAGGAAGAGGAUGGAACAAUCAAUCUGGAAAUAAUAGAAUGAGCGGCUUAAUGAGGCCAACGAUUAGUUCACAAAAUAAAAUCAAUCAUCAGAUUAAAUCAAAUUCCUCAUCAAGUAAUAAUCUUCCUUCUAUUCUAAGGCGACGGGGUAUGCAGGGAGCUUACUCUAGCGUAAAUCUAAGUCAAGUUGGUAAUCAAGAAGAUUCAAGUUCAGAAGAUACUUCAUCUAAUGGAAAUGGUGUCAAGCCAGCUCUACCUCCAAGACCUAGAAGUAUCAGUAUCGAUCAUUCCUCAGCCAGUUUAUGCCUUCCUGGUACUGCCGUUAGAAGAUCUGGGUCAUCUGGUCUAAUAACAAAUGGUCGAGGCAGUGGAAACAUAAUUGGUCAAAGUGGUGCAAGAUUAUCAGUACCAAACAGAAAUCAAUUAGAACCAAGCCCUCAAGAAUUACCUGUUAAAGAUACAGACCGUGCCAUUGAUGUAGCCAGUGCCGAAUUAGGCACGGAUAAAGCAUUAGUGUCAACUCAACUGUGCAAUACAAUUGCGGAUGAGCUUACGCGAACAGCAGAUAACGUUGUACAACUGUACAAACGUUUAACUAUAGACAAUGAGGAUGAUCCAUCAAGAACGACCAUCGAUAGGGAUACAAUGUUACGUGGUCUAGAAUCUUCUGUCAAUGAAACAAUGCGUACAUUACGACUAGUUGUGGCAGGCGUUGAAAAUCAUAACGAUGAAACUAGUAAUAAUGUUGCCCCGAACGAAGUUACCGCAAAGUUUCAAGAAUUACUUGCAGGCCAAGAUCAAGGGAAGGUAGUGAACAUGAUGCAACAAUAUUCAGAAUUACUCUUAAAUAUGAUGCAACAAAGGAUGGGAGGGACACAAUCGAGCCAUACAUAAAAAAAAGAAGAAAAGAAAAUCCGUCCAUCUGAUGAUAAAUUGGAUUAAUAUGCAAAUGGAUAACGUAUUCAUGUUCAAAGCACGUACGUUUGUGAUGAGUGAAUAAGUAUUUUCUCGGCGAUAAUAAUAAUAAUAAUAAUAAUAUUAGAUCACAUUCCUAAGUGCAGGAUAUGGAUAUUUUGUUUUGUUUUUCUAAAGGAAAGGAAAAAUAUAAGAAAGAGAAAGUGAAAAUGAAAAUGAAAAUGAAAAUGAAUAAAUAAAAGAGAGGGACUUCGGUAUUUCAGUUGCCAAGAUCCUAAGUGCAUAUCGUAAGCACGCAUAUGUUCCUUUUCAAUUUGUCAUAGUAGUACAUUGCAUUCUUUGUGAGUACUUUUUGAAUGAAUUUAAUAUAAACUUAGUUCUUAAAAAGCAGAUUGAACUGUCAGCAAUGGAGCCUUGUGACUUGAUAGGAAUUAUAACAUGUAUUACUAACUGCUGAACAGUAUCAUUAGAAAAAAAAGAAAAAAAAAUAAGAAGGAAAAGAAAAAAAAAGAAAAGGAAAAAGGAAGAAAAAAAGAACUUCAUAGCACAAAAUAUAUUAUUUUUGACUAAUUCUUAAGCACUAUAAUGGUUCGCACUUGGAGAUGAGGAAAUCUUCAACGUCGUUCAAUGUAGUACUUGUUAUUAAUCAAUACAAUUUGAUGAUAAAUAUGCUGAGGAAGGAACGUGUGAAAAUAAUCGGAUAAACUCCAAGUAAUGUCAUAUGGUAUAACUUUAGGACAUUUAUUUAUCCUAUUUAUAAAAUCAAAUGUGUCGAAUUUGUGCGUAUUUUAUCUUGAGGCCAUAUGCCGGGAAAUGCCAAUUAACUAAAGACUAUUAGUAUAGUAUCCACAACAAACAUACAUAUAUGUAUAUUUAUCAAAUAUUGAAUGGUAUUAUAACGUAAUAUUAGUAUUCUUGUUAUGUAACCAAAGGGGUUGUCUGUACCUAUGGUAAAAAGGGAAAUUCUUUUCCCCUCCUAAAUGUUUAAAAAGCUUUUAGACAGUCCAUUAAUAAAAAAAAAAAAAAUUAUAAUAUACAGUAUAUAAACUUG
Vespa crabro (European hornet) is the source of this 10707-nucleotide messenger RNA. RefSeq lists its product as uncharacterized. NCBI's taxonomy places the organism in Eukaryota, Metazoa, Arthropoda, Insecta, Hymenoptera, Vespidae. Gene Ontology annotation, molecular function: protein binding. Gene Ontology annotation, biological process: regulation of mitotic cell cycle; mitotic spindle organization. The record is from RefSeq and is a predicted model, not a curated record. The coding region runs from base 2445 to 9635 and encodes 2396 amino acids. The transcript has 27 exons. Gene Ontology annotation, cellular component: mitotic spindle.